Lathyrus sativus (Indian pea) is the source of this 477-nucleotide messenger RNA. Lineage: Eukaryota; Viridiplantae; Streptophyta; Magnoliopsida; Fabales; Fabaceae. The record is from the annotation of a GenBank genome assembly.
AUGGCUUUGCAAGUGCAGGCCACACUUCAUACUACAAGAUCCACACGACCUUCAUUAUUAUCUCCAACACUCUCUAGUCCAUCUGCUUUGAAGUCAUCUUUCUUGUCUCGUUCCCUUAACCUCGUACUUCAUCCUAAUCAACAACAUAGUCUUGUUUAUGGACCUCCUAGGUUUACCAUGCGUGUAGCUUCCAAACAAACCUAUAUCUGUCGUGACUGCGGGUAUAUUUACAGUGAGAGGAACCCCUUUGAGAAAUUGCCUGAUAAAUACUUCUGCCCUGUUUGUGGUGCUCCAAAAAGAAGGUUUAAGCCCUAUGCUCCACCUGUCAACAAAAAUGCAAAUGAAAAAGAUGUUAGAAAGGCAAGAAAAGCUGAACUUCAAAGAGAUGAAGCGAUUGGGAAAGCACUUCCUAUUGCAGUUGCCGUGGGAGUUGUAGCUCUUGCAGGAUUAUACUUUUAUCUCAACAGCACAUUUUAG